CAAGCCUCCAUUCGUAUCAUCCAGAGAGACAAGCAGUCAGCGCGCAGACAUAACGAUGCGAUACAAAGAGGACUUGCCGCUCGCUGUUAGGGGCGAUGCAGCAGCGUCCCUUGCAGCGACUGAAGAUGGCUACCGGCAAGAGCAGAGGAGACUCUCUCCUGGACUCUCCAGGCGCACCAGAGCCGAAGUGCGGACCCGUACCAACCAAAGGACACGCAACUACAACCACUCUUCUCCAGUGCCUUAGCACGCCUCUCCCACGCCCCAUCAGCGACCCAGUAUCAGGCACGCAAACUCAACCUUCAUCCGACGCCGUUUGGAGAGAGACGCUCCCUAGACUCAUUGUCUACCCGGACGACUUGGGGCAAGAGUGGAGUACAGCAUACGAGGGAUUCCAAAAGCUGCUCAACGAAGAUGAGGACUCCGCAAAAGAACUUCGACAAAGGCUCACAGAGAAUCCCGAGCCAUACCGCUUCGAAAACAUCGAGCUACAAAACGAAGCUGAUGUGGUCUCCCAGGCGGGCCUCUACCUUGUGUACCCCCUGCGAAUGGCUGCUGAGCUUUUCGAACCAGACAUCACCACGUCUUGUGAAGCGCAGGUCGGUACCAACCUGCGAGUGGAUCUAGCAUGGAGGCGUUCUAACGGAGAUCCCUUUAUGCACACCGAGUUCAAGCGGCAGGGUUACUUGAAAACCGAGAAGAUCUACAGUCUAGCCUCUAAACAACUGAACGGUACAAAAGAUUCAGAGCUAGACCCAGACUCCGAAGAGUUAGACUCCAAAGAGACGGUGUCCGAAAAGACGGAGGUCAAAGAGACGGUGCUCGAAACGACGGAGGUCGAAGAGACGGUGCCCAAAAAGACGGAGGUCAAACGGACGGUGGGUAUGGUGUACAUACUCAAGCAAGUCACGGCAUACGCGAGGCGGCAUGAGCUGAGAUAUUCCUCGUUAUGCGACUACGAUACCCUAGUUCUGUUGGAGUUUAUCAACAACUAUGCCGACGUCCGCAUAACAAUACCCAAGACGGAGGACUUUCGCAAAAGCUUGUUGGGGCUGCUACUUAUGGCUUCACGUGUUGGCAGAAGUGGCCGCUAGGGCACCCGGCAGGAGAAGUGAAGACUAUUGUUCACUGUUGAGGGUUACGUAACGCGCUAGCGCUAGUGUAUGUAUUCUUACAAUCCACAAUGCUACACUCUACUUUGUACUUCAACAACUCGCACAACCUCGUACUAUACAAGCCUCUGGUUCUUCUACUACAACCCCACCACUCACAGAUCAAUUCAAACCCACCACUUACCGAUCAAUUCGACAAUGGGGGAAGUCAAUUCGACAAUGGGGCAAGCCAAGGUUGCAAAA
This is a messenger RNA of Trematosphaeria pertusa, 1355 nucleotides long. RefSeq lists its product as uncharacterized. The transcript has a single exon. The record is from RefSeq and is a predicted model, not a curated record. Bases 96 to 1094 code for a protein of 332 amino acids. NCBI's taxonomy places the organism in Eukaryota, Fungi, Ascomycota, Dothideomycetes, Pleosporales, Trematosphaeriaceae.